Molecule: messenger RNA, 1086 nt
Organism: Desarmillaria tabescens
Lineage: Eukaryota; Fungi; Basidiomycota; Agaricomycetes; Agaricales; Physalacriaceae
Product: CH domain-containing protein
Exons: 6
Coding region: 63-797 (244 amino acids)
Biological process (GO): regulation of microtubule polymerization or depolymerization; protein localization to microtubule; spindle assembly
Cellular component (GO): microtubule plus-end; cytoplasmic microtubule; spindle midzone
Molecular function (GO): microtubule plus-end binding
Source: RefSeq, a predicted model, not a curated record
ACCUUUCACCCUUUCUUUACCAAUCUUCAGUUGAUUGUCUUUCAUUCCCUUCGACGACGACGAUGAACGCGUCCAGAACAGAUCUACUGGCAUGGCUGAAUGACCUGCUCCAGCUGAACUACACAAAGGUGGAGCAAUGCGGGACUGGAGCCGCGUACUGUCAGAUCAUUGACUCCAUUUACGGCGAUGUACCCAUGCAACGAGUUAAAAUGACCGCCAAGCACGAAUAUGAAUUCAUCGCCAACUUCAAAAUCAUGCAGACGGUGUUCAAGGCGAAGAAGAUCGAUAAGCCGAUACCGGUGGAAAAAUUGGUCAAGUGCAAGAUGCAGGAUAACCUUGAGUUUCUUCAGUGGAUCAAGAGAUUCUGGGAUUCGAACUAUGGUGGUCAGGGUUACGAUCCGGUGGCUCGACGCAGGGGUGCACCGGCUGAUCCUCCCGCGACGAUGGCACCUCUCGCAGCCGGUAACAGCCGUGGUCUAACCGGUGCACGAGCGGGAGGAAGAACACCGAUAGGUGGACAUCGAGCAGGAUCCACUCAGCCCAAUGAAGCCGUACAGCUUCUUCAAAAUCAAGUCAAGGAUCUCAGUUCACAUUUGGAGGGACUAGAGAAGGAGAGAGAUUUCUACUUUGAGAAGCUCCGGGAGAUCGAAAUCCUUGUCCAAACACAGGUGGAAGUCCUUGAGGCAUCAGGAAAAGAUGAUGCUACCUUGAGGGAUAUCCAGAAGAUUCUGUAUUCGACUGAGGACGGCUUUGAGGUCCCCGAAGGUGGUCAGGCGGACGAUGAGGAGACCUUCUAAGAACCCAAUUUACCAUCCGUAUCACCCAAGAUCGACCGCUCGUAUUUCUAAUUAUCCAUACCACUACUACCCUACUCGAUGUAGAUUCAGAACAUUUCUUUAGUAUGUUUCUUCUUGUUCAUACGCUUCUGAUUUUCGUCCCUUCUCCUGUAGUGCAUCAUCUGACAAUCACAAUGCAGCUCUCAUCAAUGUAUAUGUAUCAUUUCGUGAGAUUUGUGCAUCUUAGAAUCGGUGAAGUCUCCCAUGUUUCGCAAGAUUAUAAAGAACGUCGUUUUUCUGUGAAUCUAUA